Messenger RNA from Hibiscus syriacus, 1939 nucleotides. RefSeq names its product chaperone protein dnaJ 13-like. The record is from RefSeq and is a predicted model, not a curated record. Lineage: Eukaryota; Viridiplantae; Streptophyta; Magnoliopsida; Malvales; Malvaceae. The transcript has 13 exons. The coding region runs from base 80 to 1684 and encodes 534 amino acids.
UCCAUAAUAAUCAUUUAAAAUAGAAUAGAUCCCUAAUAAGCUUCUAUCUGCUGACAUCAAAAUUAAAGUGAAAAAGGAAAUGAGGGAAGACGACGCCAGCGGACCUCCAAAUAGAGAACUAUACGCACUGUUACACCUAUCGCCGGACGCCUCCGAUGAAGAAAUCCGAAGAGCUUAUCGGCAAUGGGCUCAAGUUUAUCACCCUGAUAAAUACCAAGCUCCUCAUAUGAAGGAAAUUGCUACGGAGAAUUUCCAAAGGAUAUGUGAAGCAUAUGAAAUAUUAUCUGAUGAAAACAAGAGGCAAAUAUACGAUAUUUAUGGUAUGGAAGGUUUAAAUUCCGGAUUAGAGCUUGGCCCGAAGUUGAAUAAAGUGGAAGAGAUAAAAGAACAGCUCGAGAAGUUAAGACGCAUGAAGGAACAACAAAAGAUGUCCCAUUUUCUACCUUCGGGUACAAUUGUUGCUAAUUUGUCUCUGCCUCAGUAUCUAGACGGUGAUGGCAUUAUGGGAGGAAUGGCUAUGACUAGUGAAGUUCAGUCUCAGUUAUCAAAACGGAAUACUAUUUCAAUUGGUGGAAAUUUGGGAGUCAAAGAAAAUUCCGGUGGUGGGGUUGCCUCGGGUGUAUUUAGGCAUCAGAUUUCUUCAGAUUCUUCCGUAGAGCUUAUAGGAUCACUUGGCUUACGUAGUCUUAUAGGUGUGCAGACAACACGUCAGUUAUCAUUACACUCAACCGCUACAAUGGCAAUUGCAAAGUCUUUACAUGAUGGCUCGAUUAAUCUUUCAAAUUCCUGGACUCGGCAACUCUCUAAUACAGCAAGUGGAAAUAUAGAACUUGUUCUAGGUCCAGAAUCAUCUAUUGGGGUUGGAUGGAAAAUGAAAGACGAAAAUAUGUCUGCUGGUGGAGAUGUGAAGUUUGGCACACAUUCUUUUGGGGUCUCUGCUCGUUAUACCCGUCGUUUUUCCUCAAAAUCUCAAGGUCGUAUUGUAGGCAGAUUUGGAAGCACUGCUCUUGAGGUUGAAGUUGGUGGUGGGAGGAAAGUGUCAGAUUUUAGUACUGUUCACAUGCUUUAUACAAUUGGAAUUCGGGGUAUCUUUUGGAGAUUUGAAUUGCACCGUGGAAGCCAAAAGUUAAUUAUUCCUGUUUUGCUUUCCAGUCAUUUUAAUUAUGCAUUAGCUACCGGUGCUUUCAUAGUUCCAACAUCAAUUUACUUUAUACUCAAGAAAUAUUUUUUUAAACCAUAUUACCUUAAGAGGGAAAAGCAGAAGACCUUAGAGAAUAUGGAAAGGACUGCCAGCGAGGUACGAGAGGCUAGGAAAACAGCCUCAAAAGCUCAGCAGUUGUUGGAGAAUGUGGCCAACAGGAAAAGAAAUAAGCAACAGGAAACAGGUGGACUAGUCAUUAAUAAGGCAAUUUAUGGAAGUCGUAAAGCUUUAAAGAAAGGGGAUGAACUCACGGAAACAGACGAUGAAUUAGCCUUGCAAGUGUUGGAUGUAACAUUACCUCUUAAUUUCCUCGUUAACGAUUCAGGGCAGCUUAAGCUUCAUGGUGGAAUAAAGAAGUCGGGCAUUAUGGGCUUCUGCGACCCUUGCCCUGGGGAACCUAAGCAAUUACAUGUUGAGUACACUUACCAUGGCAAGAGAUAUGAGGUUGUUGUGGAUGAUUAUGAGGAAUUGCAAAUACCCUAGUUGGCACACACAAUCUGAAAUCACAAAACUUUCACUUGAUUACCGUGUUGACCUCUAGAAAUUUUUUGCAUACCAGAAGUUUGAAUCUUAGAAAUUUAUAUCCAAUCUUUGAGAAACCGAAUAAGAGCAUUACAGGGAUAUAGUUAAUUUGGUGUAAUUUUGUGAUUGAUGAAUAAACUCCAUAUGUUGUGUAAGUUAAAGAUCUGGGAGAUUCCUCUGUUUUGGUGUAAUCACAAUAAGAGAAGGGUUUGUGGA